AUGCCUAUGAAAGACUCGAGCAGAGGGCAAGAACGACCGACCAACUAUUGGAAAGAACGGUGGGCAAAUUUUGAAGGACUUCCUGAUUAUUCGGAGAAAAAAGUCCUGUUCUUGUUCAAAAAUAUUAUUGUAAUCACCACCGUCAUUAUUUUGGCAGCCACUCGUUUCGUCACUCAUUUGAGAGUAUUUUUAAUCUUAGAAUACCUCGACCAGUUACCAAUCUCCUUUCCAUCAAAACAACUCCAUGACAACACUCCGACUCCAACCCUAUCUAGCUCGAUGCCCAUUCUUAAAACAAGUCAAUCAAUCGGGUUGGAAACUCCAGCUAUAUCUCUUGGAGCUCCUUCCCGUAGUUCCAGUCCUGGGAGUGAUACAUCGAGCCCUCCACUCUCGUCUGGCUCUGUCAAGCGAUCACUCAAGAGUCGUAUUGUGUCACCGACGUUAGUUGGAAUUUCAGAGGAGGGGGGAAUUCAGAAGUUUGUUAAGAUGACUCCGACUAUGAAGGUUAUGGGUAAAGGCAAUGGUUUGGGGCCUACCACUUUUACUCAAUAUGAAGCUGUUCCUCAAUUAGUCGAUACUUCUAUUCCUUGGAAGGAUAUUGAAAUUGACACCACAAAAACCAAUGAGCAACCUAUACUCAUGAUGAAGCGUUCCGACAGUGUAGGAUCACAAUCUGCUCUCGGUAAGAGACCAAAAGUCAAGACAUACAGACCCUCUAAACCUUUGGGGUAUAAAGAGGGGCGCAAGUUCACGCAGAUUGAAAACGAAAACGACGACAUUUAUGAAGACCCACUAGUUGAAUCACAAACCUACACAGAAGCCUACUCUAAUUUCAAUACUGCGCCAUCAACACCAACAAAGCGUUUAUCAGCGACUGAGAAGUUUUAUAUGGAUGGAUCACACGAUACUAAGCCCGAGUUCCCCACUGGUACAACUAUUAAAGACUUUGGUGCGUUGCCCGACCAUCUUCGAGGUCCUUGCCUUGAAGUUAGUCCUAGAACUAGCGUUUUGGAUGGUCCAUCUGCUGUUCCGAACGUAGAUAAACUUUUGUCUAUGAACAAGCGUGAUAGCUCCCUAGAAUCAUCCCUCAUGAGACCUCUCGAAGCAGUGCCCGAAGGAUCGAUAGCAGCAUCGCCAUUGUCAGAGGUGCCGACAGAAAGAACGGAAGAUAUCAUCGGACAAUCGGAUGGUCCUGCUCAAGUUCCAUCUAUUGCAGCUAUUGAACCAAAUGUUGGUGGCGAUUCUCCAAUUCCAGAGUUACCCGUCACCCCAAUUGCGAAAGAUAAGAAGGAUGAAAAGCGCACACAUAAAGUUAUUAAUAAAUUUCGAUCGGGAGUACGCAAGGGUAGGUUUCGUUGCCUAAGAACACCUGUAUUGGUGGUAAUGCUAGGAAAGGAACUUUCAAAGCCAACCAAAGUAGCCAUUCAGAAUAUCGCAAACGGAUUGCCUUCAGGAAUUGGUGAUAUGCAAACAACACUAGAGCCAUCGGUCUCGCUUCCUACACUUGAACAACUUUCACCUACUCCAGUAGCAGAGGACCGGUGCUGUCCUGAGAGCCCUACACCUUCGUCAGAGAGCCAUUGCUGUAGCGAGGAUUGGAAUUGA
Molecule: messenger RNA, 1605 nt
Organism: Botrytis fragariae
Lineage: Eukaryota; Fungi; Ascomycota; Leotiomycetes; Helotiales; Sclerotiniaceae
Exons: 4
Coding region: 1-1605 (534 amino acids)
Source: RefSeq, a predicted model, not a curated record